AUGUUCGCGAGGACGGCUAUAGCUGAUAGGAGGAGGAGCAUGGAAGCCAAGGAGAAGGGUGUUUUGGAGAAGGCGGCUGUCAGCAAGGAGAAGCAGACGCAGGCGGUGAUUCAGCCCUCAAAGCCGCCAUUUGUUGAGGCGGCGCUUGCAGCGUUUCGGGCAAGAAGGAAGAAGGAGAGGGAAUCUGAACCUCAAGAGGCCCGCACCGACAUUAAUGCAUACGAGGCUCAGCUAUACCGCAAGUUCUGGAAUGAUAACUACGCCGCCCACGAGUGUGCUUCUUACGAGGACACAACACAAAUCCCUCCAAUGUGCUUCACCAACUCCAAGGACCUUGAUUGCACAUUCAUCGGCAUGAAGCCAACUCUCCAGGUCUUCUCCAUUAAGAUCGAGGAAGUGACACAGGGCUUGGACUGGCCGCUUGAUGUCUAUGGCGUGGUCGCGGUGCGUGAUGUGGUGGAUCACAAGCGUAAUGUCAUCUUUUACCGCGAAAAGGACAAUUGCCAAACUGUUCACUCUGAGGAUCCGUUUCUGUCGCUUACAGGUCCUACCCGGGCUGUUGUAGUGACAGUACAUCCCACCUAUUUCGAGGUGGAUUUGAAGGUGAAAGGUACUGUGGAGUCAGAUGAUAAAGAUCUGAGUUUGUUAGCACUAUGUUAUACAUGUAAUGGCCCAUGUACAUCAUGGGACAUUACUCGUAUUGCGACUAGCAAACUUAGCACCUUGAAACUCAACUUUGGCCAUAUUCUCAAUUCUGUGGAGGCAACAAUUACCGUUGAUAUUCUGGCUGGACAGUGGCCAAAGGAAUAUACAAAGGGCUUGUUCACUGCCAGCACUGAAAGUCUUAGAGGGAAAGAGCUGACUCUAGUAUCUUUUGAAGAUGGUAAUCUACCUGUUGAAGAUGGUGAACUGAAGCUUGCACGACGAGUAGUUUCUGUUGAGCUUGUUGCACCUGAGGAAGGCAAGUUUAAACCAAAGCUGCUAGUUUCUAUGAAAGCACUCAAUGUCAAUGAGAAUGGCAAGGUGGAACGCCUUCUGAGCUUCAAGCCCAAGAGCCGAGGUAGUAACAGUAGAAUCAUCAAGUUUGACCAGUGUGAGAUGAAAGUCAGUGUGGCUUGGUCUCGUCUCUCCACCUUUAGGGGUAUCUACGAGAAUGCUAUGUCAGCUCAAUCUGUCUAACUAUGUCCUUAGCUAAAUGCUUGUCCUAGUAUAUAGAUCCUUGUAACCAAUGUUUCUCAAUUGCUAUCAUCUCGCCGGCUGAACUUUUGUACUAAGCUCUCCCUAUGUGCUAACUUCAGAUGCAUCUGAACGUUUGUA
This is a messenger RNA of Lolium rigidum, 1317 nucleotides long. RefSeq lists its product as uncharacterized. Bases 1 to 1179 code for a protein of 392 amino acids. The record is from RefSeq and is a predicted model, not a curated record. The transcript has 3 exons. NCBI's taxonomy places the organism in Eukaryota, Viridiplantae, Streptophyta, Magnoliopsida, Poales, Poaceae.